GACUGCGCUCCUCACUUACUUCACACGCCAUUCUUUGAUCACCACACUGACUUCUGGUGUCUCACAGUUUGUUUCCGCACAUCUGCUCCGCCUCCACGGCACCUCACUUUCCUUGACCCUGCCGCAGGCAGCCGCGAUCAGCAGCCUGCCGGCAAAAUCAGCAUCCGCACCCGAAACCUGCACCCACGCCGACCACGCAAAAGAAGCACCCCUCCUUGCAGCACCAACUCGACCUGCAAUCAUGGAUUCGAUGCGCAGCCUCAACACCUCGCUCCCCAGGACCAGACGUCGACAAACAACUCCGCAGCCCGACACCCACAAGGCGUUUAAGGAAACGGCAUUGGCUGUCACCAACCUGUACCGAACCGCCCUCGCAGACAUCGAACGCUCUCGCUCGGAUGGCUACCAGCAGGCGCUGGAGGACCUGCUUGGAUUUCUGGACAAGGAGAACCUGGGCGUAGGAGACGGAGAGGGAUGGCGCAUCAGGCAAUGGGCCACGGAGCGCCUAGACGGGGCGCUGCCGCUGAGUUCGACCAGCGACACCGACGAGGACAUAACCGAAGAACAGCGAGCACGCAGCUCCUCACCGAUCGUAGAGCAUGUGCCCGAGGAAAACCACUCGGUAGACGAGCCAGCAUCGCGCUGCGACUCAGCUCCUCCAGCUGCGACAGAGUCAGCCAACCCUGACGCUGACAUGGCACCGCUCCCGCCCAUGUUCCACUUCGCCGCACCCCAAGUCUACCCGGCUAACAACAACAAUAUGGACAGCGCCACGUACGACUUUGCCGCAGCCGCUCGUCGAGCCUUCCCAACACCCCGCCGAAACUCCAACAGAUCGUCCUCUCGAAGCCUACAACGCUCAGCUGCCCAAAACCUGGUGUCCCUUGGCAACGGUGCCGGCCAGAAGCGCAAGCUUAUGAACGACUUCUUCAACAUUGACUUCAACCACGACAGAAGGGACAGGGACGGUCCUGGCGGUGGGCCCAAGCGGGGACGGAUGACCUGAGAGCACGGCACGGCACGAUUAACGGCAUUUGCAUUGCGCACACCAGCGACGGCGUUUUCCAUACAUGGGGAUAGAAGGAACUAGGGGCUGUGGCAUCUGCGUCAGCAUUUUGUGGGAAGGAACAUUUUCUUAUGAAGCUCGUAUGAUACCACACUGAGCCGAGGAUCGGCUCUCUUUUCUUUGAGGAAGCAUCGGAGGGAGUUUGUGCAGAUAGGCUUUACUGGCCUGUGAAUAUGCUGGUCGUACAAUAUAAUGCAUUGC
Messenger RNA from Paraphaeosphaeria sporulosa, 1267 nucleotides. RefSeq lists its product as uncharacterized. Lineage: Eukaryota; Fungi; Ascomycota; Dothideomycetes; Pleosporales; Didymosphaeriaceae. The record is from RefSeq and is a predicted model, not a curated record. Bases 242 to 1006 code for a protein of 254 amino acids. The transcript has a single exon.